This is a messenger RNA of Lindgomyces ingoldianus, 558 nucleotides long. RefSeq lists its product as uncharacterized. Lineage: Eukaryota; Fungi; Ascomycota; Dothideomycetes; Pleosporales; Lindgomycetaceae. The record is from RefSeq and is a predicted model, not a curated record. The coding region runs from base 1 to 558 and encodes 185 amino acids. The transcript is spliced from 7 exons.
AUGUUCUUAAUAACCACUUAUUUCUGUGAACCAUCUGGUGAAGCUUUUGGUAGGCGCAGGGAGAUGAGGAACUGGGCCACAAAGUUCGGAGAUCCCGCUGCACGCGACCACAGCCCUGCUGCCAAAGCCUAUCUAGUACAGGAUACUCUAUAUCUUCAUGGAUUAGGAUUCUGUUACUGCCAUCCAGAGAUUAAUGAGUUUGGCAUCAAGUGUGCACCGCAUCCGCAAAAUCCUCCUAAUCUACGCCCAACUGAGCCCUGUUUUAGCAGGCUGGAGGGCUUCUUGAAGGACUACAAGGCCUCUCCAAGCAGCCAGGAAUCUAGGCAUUAUAUGGCAGACAAGCUCCAUCCAACGUACUUCAAAAGGGUUGCAGAGCUCUGCAUUGGUCGCGAUGGGGAUAACAACCUCAAAGCAUUUUGGUAUUCCUUCAAGAUGAAAAGCUCAGCCUCUCAACACACAGUUCAAAAUAACAUUCUUAGAUCUACAAAUAAGCACAUGCCAUCUGUUCUCAUCAGGAAAGCCCCUACACGCCCUCUGCUCUCAGCCUUGACGCAUUGA